AUGCAAAUCACAAGUAGUAUAUUACCACUGAUUAAUAAUCUAUUUAAUGACGUGCUAUGUUCAAUGAUGGCCGUUGAAAUAACAAUAGUGAUUCUGUUAUGUGCGAUUGGUGUUGUUUUUGGAAAUAUUUAUGCAUUUUCGAAGUACAAGCCAAUAAAGACAAACAAAGGAAAGCUAACAAAAACGUUAGACGAUUAUUCGUAUCGAGAUCUUUUUCACUUUUUUAUCAAUCCCGAAAAUCAUUACGACAAAAUACAUAUUGCCAAAGAAUUCAGCGAACGAAUGCAUGCUGCAGCUGCUAAAUAUAUGAUGGAAGAUCAUGAAGAUAACCAUGAUUUUCCAGAUCAUUUUACUUACAUUCCUUACGACAAGAAAAAGGUCAACGAGAAAUUAAAUAAUAUCUUUGAACGACUUUUCAAGAAAUAUUACCUCGAUUGGUGUGAAGCUGGUCAACCUGUGUCUAAUGAUUCUCUGUUCUGGUGGGCUCAAACAAAACUUCACUUAACUACUUAUCUGAUUCAACACGCGCCUUAUCAUCUUACGGACGGUGCUUGGCUACGUGGUGUACCACAAGGACCAAUGUCAGCAGCUUCCGGUAAACUCUUCUCUAUCUACAUCGAUGAGAUGGGCAAUGGAGAUGUUUUGCAAAAUCAUUGUAAUGUCUAUUUGAAUGUUCUCGAGAGUCUUGGUUUGAAAGUUCCAUCGAUAUUUUCCCGUGAAUUCGUUGAUCAACAAUCGAUCUUUGAAGUUAGUUUCAAAAAGCCACUACUUCCACUGACUACUUCAUUAUUUCCCAAAACAUUCGAACCAGAAAUCCUCGGUUACACAUUAUGGCUUGAAACCACAUCACCUGCACAUCAUGCUAGUCUACGAAAAAUACUCGAACGAUAUAAUUUAAAUCCUAGUUUCUCACUUUUGCAUACUACGAUUGAUAAUAAUGUCAACGGACACGGACGGUACGCUCGAGAUGCAGUAACAAUAUAUCUUAAUCAGAUCAUGGAGACACAAGGUGAAGAAGCUGUUCAAGAACAUUGGAAACGUAUUUGGAUAGGAUAUGUUGCCUAUGGAAUGACUGGGAAUAUUCACAGUGCUCUUCAACAAUAUUUUGAGAAACAAAAAGUAUUAACACCACGACAAGAAUUCAUUAGAUUGAUAAAGAAAAAGUCAAGUGGUGCCAAAGGAAUGCAUAACUCGAUUCGGGUGGGUCCUGAAGGACAUUUGCUAAACGAAUUGUUUAGUUCUGGCAAUGCUGAAAAGUUAUGUGAACAACUUGAAAGUUCUGAUCUCAUCGUCAAAGGAGAUCCCGGUGCCAGUAAAUUUCUUAACUAUUCCNAACAAAAAGUAUUAACACCACGACAAGAAUUCAUUAGAUUGAUAAAGAAAAAGUCAAGUGGUGCCAAAGGAAUGCAUAACUCGAUUCGGGUGGGUCCUGAAGGACAUUUGCUAAACGAAUUAUUUAGUUCUGGCAACGCUGAAAAGUUAUGUGAACAACUUGAAACUUCUGAUCUCAUCGUCAAAGGAGAUCCCGGCGCCAGUAAAUUUCUUAACUAUUCCAUUGGUUUUCACGGUCCAAUGUAUCAAAUAUUCGAUGCUGAUGAACUGAUUAUUAUCUCACGCUGGAUUCUUUCAUUACAACCAUCUGCUGUCAAUGAAAUGCUUUCUCUUGUCCUUCAACGUCGAAAAUUGGCUGAAAAGAUCCAAAAUCAUGUUACACUCAAAUUAUCAGACAAAUCCCAUAAAUCAUUGCAACAAUUAUUUGCUGGUAGCAUAACUGAUCUGUUAGCUGCUUUUCGUGCAAGUGAAUGGACUGUUCCAUUUGAUGGACAAAGAUUGACUAAAGAAAACGUUGAUACCUGCAAAUUAAUGAGAGCGAUUGAGUCCAAUGGUGAACUUGAACAAGUUUUCAAUCGUGACACUGAUGACAAAAGAGUUUUGCAACAAUGGUUACUCAUGGGAGCGCCUUUACCUAAUGAAACUUUCGCCACAUCAGAAAUAUCAAAAAGAAAAAUCAAAAUUCAGUCGCACGAACGUUUUAAAUUCGAACUUUAG
Molecule: messenger RNA, 2049 nt
Organism: Adineta ricciae
Lineage: Eukaryota; Metazoa; Rotifera; Eurotatoria; Adinetida; Adinetidae
Source: the annotation of a GenBank genome assembly